Drosophila rhopaloa is the source of this 1110-nucleotide messenger RNA. RefSeq names its product putative gustatory receptor 85a. The transcript is spliced from 3 exons. The record is from RefSeq and is a predicted model, not a curated record. Lineage: Eukaryota; Metazoa; Arthropoda; Insecta; Diptera; Drosophilidae. Gene Ontology annotation, biological process: sensory perception of taste. The coding region runs from base 1 to 1110 and encodes 369 amino acids. Gene Ontology annotation, cellular component: membrane.
AUGAUAUCACCAAGACGUGCACUGCAAUUUGGAUUUAUUUGGUUUUGCAACCUGAAUGGCAUCACCACGUGCUACAUCUCCUCGGGGAGAUUACGCCAGUCCCAAUUUCUGUCCUGCUAUCGGAUAAUCCACAACUUACUGGUAAUUAUUUUGACGAUAAAGUUCCUGAUGGAUUUCUGGCACUUCAGUGCCGAUUCAUUCGAGGAAUCACCGCUGGUGAGGCUGGCUGCCAUUACAUACUUCGGAUUGGUGUUCCUAUCCCUGAUCAGUUGUAUGGGUUGUGCUCAUCGACGGCAGGAUAGGAUUUGUAAAAUGAUUCAGAAACUUCUGGAACUGGAGGGGAUAAGUAAAUCACGGGGCUACCGGGUGCCCAAAAGCAAGAAGCGAUUUCUAAACUUUCUCAUGGUAACAUUGACUUGCCUGCUAAUCCUUCGACUGGUCAUCCAUGCUGCCUUAAAUGUCAGUCGAUUUCUGAGAGGCAACCACAAUCCCUGCAACUGUUUCCUCUCCGAAUGCAUGAUCUUUGCCACGAACUCUUUGGCCUUUGGACUCAUGUUAGAGAUCUGUCGGAACUGGUGGCGCCUGCAGUCGGGUCUCGAGAUUGUGAUCCUGGACCCGAAACCUUUUCCGGAUCAGCUUUGUCGCCUGCGUAAGCUGCAAACCAUGUUUCAGACGCUGAUUAAUAUGACGGAUGAGGUUUGCUUUGUCUUCAGGUUUGUUUUUCUGUGCUAUCUGAUGCGGAAUGUGUGGAGUGGCAUACGGGUCGGAUACAUGUUUGUUCGCGUGUUUCUUGGCCACAGUGCCAUAGAAUCGGAACUGCAGUACAUGCAAAUGGUAUUUGUCACCUGUAUUCAACCUCUGCUCUUUUCGCUAAUGAUGAACACUCUGACGCACACCGCAAAUUCCCUUUUGGAGACUACAAAGGAAGUGAUCAGGGGGCUUUAUAGCCGGGAUAUGGAAUGGUUCUCCUUGCAACUGGCGGAGCAGAACACUUACGUCCAUAUUUUCGGGACUUAUCGCAUGAAUCGCAGCUUGGUGUUCGACGGCUGCUCGGUUAUUCUGCUGCAUGUCAUCUAUAUGGUACAGUGCGAAUACAGCUCGAUGUUUUAG